This is a messenger RNA of Syzygium oleosum, 3392 nucleotides long. RefSeq names its product eukaryotic translation initiation factor 3 subunit A. The record is from RefSeq and is a predicted model, not a curated record. Gene Ontology annotation, cellular component: eukaryotic translation initiation factor 3 complex, eIF3e; multi-eIF complex; eukaryotic translation initiation factor 3 complex, eIF3m. Gene Ontology annotation, molecular function: mRNA binding; translation initiation factor activity. NCBI's taxonomy places the organism in Eukaryota, Viridiplantae, Streptophyta, Magnoliopsida, Myrtales, Myrtaceae. Gene Ontology annotation, biological process: translation reinitiation; formation of cytoplasmic translation initiation complex. The transcript has 14 exons. The coding region runs from base 164 to 3076 and encodes 970 amino acids.
UUCGCUUACCCCAAUCUCAUCUCUCUCUCUCUCUCUCUCUCUCCCUCACUCUCCUCGCGCAGCCGCCCCGCGACCCUCCCUCCCGGCACGGCGGCCCUUGUCGGCGGACGGCGACUCCGGCGAAUCGACGGCCUCGACCGACUGCUGAAAGAAGAGCGGGAACAUGUCGACUUUUGUGAAACCAGAGAAUGCAUUGAAACGAGCUGAAGAGCUGAUCAAUGUUGGGCAGAAGCAAGAUGCUCUGCAAGCACUUCACGAUCUUAUUACCUCGAAGAGAUCCAGAGCAUGGCAAAAGACCCUUGAGAGGAUUAUGUUCAAGUACAUUGAGCUAUGUGUUGAUAUGCGGAGGGGGAGGUUUGCCAAGGAUGGCCUGAUUCAGUAUCGCAUUGUAUGUCAACAAGUGAAUGUCACCUCUUUGGAGGAGGUGAUCAAGCAUUUCAUGCAUCUCUCAACAGAGAAAGCAGAGCAGGCGCGAAGCCAGGCGCAAGCCUUGGAAGAAGCUUUGGAUGUUGAUGAUCUUGAGGCGGAUAAGAGACCAGAGGAUUUAAUGUUGAGUUAUGUCAGUGGAGAGAAGGGAAAGGAUAGGUCUGACAGGGAGCUAGUUACUCCUUGGUUCAAGUUUCUAUGGGAAACAUAUAGGACGGUGCUUGAAAUAUUGCGAAACAACUCAAAGUUGGAGGCUCUUUAUGCGAUGACUGCCCACCGAGCAUUCCAAUUUUGCAAGCAGUAUAAACGUACAACGGAGUUUCGGAGAUUGUGCGAGAUAAUCCGAAAUCAUCUUGCAAAUCUCAACAAGUACAGAGAUCAAAGGGACCGACCUGAUCUGUCAGCUCCAGAGAGUCAGCAACUUUACUUAGAUACCAGAUUUGAGCAAUUAAAGAUUGCCACUGAACUUGAACUGUGGCAGGAAGCUUUCCGCUCAGUUGAGGAUAUUCAUGGAUUGAUGUGCAUGGUUAAGAAAACGCCCAAAGCAUCCUUGAUGGUGGUUUACUAUGCAAAAUUAACCGAAAUCUUCUGGAUUUCAUCUAGCCAUCUCUAUCAUGCUUACGCGUGGUUGAAGCUUUUUAAUCUUCAGAAAAGUUUUAACAAAAACUUAAGUCAGAAGGACUUGCAACUGAUUGCAUCAUCAGUUGUCUUGGCUGCACUUUCUGUUGCCCCAUAUGAGCGCACUCGUCAUGCAUCACAUAUGGAGCUUGAAAACGAGAAGGAACGCAAUUUGAGGAUGGCUGAUCUUAUAGGAUUCAAUGUUGAUCCUAAACUUGAGGGUAGAGAGAUGCUUUCACGGUCAUCUCUCGUGUCUGAACUGGUUGCGAAGGGUGUGCUUAACUUUGCUACUCCUGAAGUGAAAGAUCUUUACCAUCUUUUGGAGCAUGAGUUUCUUCCGCUGGAUCUUGCAAUGAAGGUGCAGCCCUUGUUAGUUAAAAUUUCCAAACUCGGGGGUAAGCUUGCUUCAGCAUCUUCUGUGCCAGAAGUGCAGUUGGCCCAAUAUGUUUCUUCCCUGGAGAGAAUUGCCACCCUGAGGUUGCUUAAGCAGAUGUCCCAGGUGUAUCAAACAAUGAAAAUUGAGAAGCUAUCACAGAUGAUUCCUUUUUUUGAUUUCUUGGUUGUGGAGAAGAUUUCAGUGGACGCUGUCAAGCAUAGCUUUAUUUCUUUGAAAGUUGAUCAUGCCAAAGGUGUUGUUUUGUUUGGCAAUCAGGGUCUUGAAUCAGAUGCCUUGCAAAAUCACCUGGCACUGCUUGCUGAGAACUUGAAUAAAGCAAUGGCCAUGAUAUAUGCUCCUGUCAAGAAAGGGUCAAAGUUAGGCGAAAUGUUGCCAGGUUUAGCAGAGACUAUAGACAAGGAACACAAGAGACUUCUUGCUCGGAAAUCAAUUAUUGAGAAACGUAAAGAAGAACACGAGCGGCAGUUGCUGGAAAUGGAACGUGAGGAGGAGUCAAGGAGGCUAAAGCUGCAGAAGAUAACUGAGGAGGCAGAGCAGAAGAGGCUCGCAUCUGAGUACGAGCAAAGAAAGAACCAAAGGAUCCUCAAGGAAAUAGAAGAAAGGGAACUUGAAGAAGCGCAGGCCUUGCUUCAGGAAGCUGAAAAACGCAGUAAAAAGAAGGGAAAGAAGCCAAUUUUAGAAGGAGAAAAGGUGACGAAAGAAACGUUAAUGGAGCUUGCUAGGAGUGAGCAACUUAGGGAGAGGCAGGAAAUGGAGAAGAAAUUGCAAAAACUAGCGAAGACAAUGGAUUACUUAGAAAGAGCAAAGAGAGAGGAGGCGGCUCCAUUGAUUGAAGCUGCAUUCCAGCAGCGAUUGGUUGAAGAGAGGGUGCUCCAUGAACACGAGCAGCAGCAAGAAAUUGAGCUAAGCAGGCAGCGGCAUGAUGGGGACCUCAGAGAGAAGAAUAGGCUUGCCCGUAUGUUGGAGAACAAGGUGAUAUUCCAAGAAAGAGUCAUGAGCCGCCGUCAGGCAGAAUAUGACCGGCUAAGGGCUCAGAGUGAGGAGCAAGUUAGGCAGGAACUCCAGGCCAGGAAACAGCAGAGAGAAGCAAAGAGGAAGAAGCUAUUCUUUUUGAGUGAAGAGGAGAAACGGCGUCAAAGGUUACUUGAAGAGGAGGAAGCUCGAAGGCGUGAAGAGGCCGAGAGGCGCUGCAAAGAGGAAGCUGAAAGGAAAGCUAAAUUGGAUGAGAUUGCUGAGAAACAGAGGCAAAGAGAGAGGGAACUGGAAGAGAAAGAAAAGCAAUGGAAAGAAACUAUCUUGGGUCCCUCCAGACCGGUGGAGCCUUUCCCUGCUUCUAAUCCUGUUGAGCCUGUUGCGGCCGCUGCCGCUGCUGCUGCCCCUGCUGCUGCCACCGCUCCAGCAAACCCUGGAAGGUAUGUGCCCAAGUUCCUCAGAGAGAGGACUGAAGGCCCAGGAGCCGCACCUCCACCAGAAGCCGACCGCUGGGGUGGUAGAGGCAGACAGGACGACCGCUUCUCCCAGCCUAGUGACAGAUGGCGCAAUGAUGAGCGUAGGCCCUCUGCCUUUGGCAGUGGUGGCAGCGGCGGUGGCGGCUCAAGGUCCACCUGGUCGUCAUCCAGGCCAUCGCGCGGUUGAGAACGCUGAAAGGGGUAAUUGCUGUUCAAUCAAGUGCUCUUGGACCGUUCAUCUUUUCAGGAGUGCAGCUUUGAACCCGCAUGUGGCUGGCUAGGAAAUGGUUUUGCCAUAAUUUUGAUGAAUGAUUGUUAAGUUAUUGUUUCACCUGUUUACUAUAUGAGUAAAAAAUAAUUGUCUUCUAUUUAGAACGCGGCCUGUUGCUCGUACAUUCACCCGCUAGGGCAUUGGUACCAAAUGAAUUUAUCUUGUGGAUAUUGAUGUGUGAGUUUUGUGUUAAAAGACUUUCUGGCCGAAUGUUCAAGAUCUAGUCUGGUCC